Melanotaenia boesemani (Boeseman's rainbowfish) is the source of this 1424-nucleotide messenger RNA. RefSeq lists its product as uncharacterized. NCBI's taxonomy places the organism in Eukaryota, Metazoa, Chordata, Actinopteri, Atheriniformes, Melanotaeniidae. Bases 70 to 717 code for a protein of 215 amino acids. The transcript is spliced from 5 exons. The record is from RefSeq and is a predicted model, not a curated record.
GCAGUUCAAAGAGCUGUUCAGGUCUUCCUUCCUUCACUUCAAGCAGCAGCCACAUUAAUCUUGAUCGACAUGGAACUAUUGAAGAUGUGCUUGGUUUUGCUUCUACCACUUUCUGUGUGUUUUUACAGUGAAGUGACUCUUGUGAAGACAGUCGGGAAGGAAACAGAUGUUACUCCAUUAUGCACCAACGAAACACUUGACCAGAUAGUGUGUAAGAUGAGAACAGAGAGGAUGGGAGGAGAAGAGUGUCGUCUGCUGUAUCGACAUGGACACAACUUCAUAAAUGAAUGUGGCUCCAAGUUCAAACUUGUGACAAUAAAUCAGACUGUGUUUCUGCACCUGAGCAGUUUAACACCAGCAGAUGGAGGAAACUACACAUGUGAGUGUGUUAAUCUCAAUGGAACAUUUUUUUACCACCUCAACAUCACAGUGGAAGAAAAUGAAGAAGGCAGCAGUUUUACCGAAGACGCAUUUCCUCAUGUUUUUGUUGGUGUGACUGUGCUCAUUGUUGUAAUUUUGGUUAUUCUGGGAUUUAUCUACAGAAAACUACGCCUUCGAAAACGAGCAGAAUCCGUGAGCAUUCCUCCAGAUUGGGAGCUGCUGGACAUUGAGCCGUACAGCAUCUUCAGACAUACAGGAAGUGGACUUUAUUCAGUUGUCAAAGUGAAAACGAACGAGUCAACUAUAUUAACCACAGAAGACAUAAAUUUACCAUAAUUCAUGAUGUGUAGUUAAGCUAGCUGUCCACUAGGUGUCUCUGUAGUGUAGCAUUAAACUCCUGCAUUCUUUCCUGCAUUUUAAGUUUACCACUGAUCACUAGUUUGUAUGUAAUAACUGUCUGUCCAAACAAGCAAAAUAAAUUUAUAUAAAUAUAAGAUAAAUUACAGCAAAUACUAGUUAUUCUCCCUAUUGGUUUAUUUUAAAAUAUAUUUUCUUUUUAUUAUUUAUUAUCUUUUUUAAUGAGGAGGCAGGGCUUUUUGCUCUGGCGCUUCAUAUUUUUGCUUGUUUGCUUUGACAAAGUUGCAUCUAACAUAAAUGUCUGGAAGUGAUAAACUGUCACCACUUGUCUGUGUGUUAAUCCUAAAUGAGCAUUACGUGGCCUAAUAAAUAGCCCCUACAAAGGUUUACCCUAUUUUUUUAACACACUUGACAAAAGUAGGCUGAAAUAAAAUUCCCAUUUUGGAUGCACACUCAAGUAUAUAGAAUGUAAAAUACUUUUUUUUUGUCAACCUGCACCAACACGCAUGCAGGGCCCUCAAUGUUAAAUGUUAAAUGCUCCACUGAUCUCUAUUCUCGAUUAAAGAAGCUUCACUUUAAUCUCAAGUGACCACAGAAAUGCAGACUAAAGAUUUCUUCCUUGCUGUGCAGAGACUGUCUUGAGAUGUUGGUACUGUUGAUCAUUUUCUUCAGGACAGUCUUUCUGG